CUGAGAAUUGUGAUUCUGAUUUUGUGCAAUUGAAUCCUUUGUUUACCAUUGAUUCCUCUUUAGAAAAGUGAGUCAUUUCAAGUUCUGAUUACAUGUAUUAUAUUUAUUAUUGUCAUAACGUUUAUAAUAAGCUUUAUAUAAUAAACAACUAUAUGUAACUAAUUACGUAUAUAACGGCGUUUGAUUAGGAAUGGUUGUAAAAAAUUAAAUAAACCAUGUCAUUACCAAUAGAUGAAAGUCCUAUAAUAAACGAGGACAUCGAAAACGAUGUAACGAGUAGUCGGAGAACUCUGGUUCAAACAGAAACAGUUGAAGAAACAACAGGAUGGAUCAAAAGUCGUACUGUAUUGGGAAUAAUGGGAUUCCUUGGCUUUGCCAAUGUGUAUGCAAUGAGAGUAAAUCUCUCUGUUGCAAUAGUAGCCAUGGUAAAUUCCACAGCUCCAGUACCAUCAAAUGAAACUUUGGAUGUUUGUCCUGCAUCACAAUCCAGUAAUAACACAGUACCUACUAGACCCGGUGAUUUUAAUUGGAGUGCAGAACAACAGAGCAUAAUCCUAGGAUCAUUCUUUUAUGGAUACGUAUUAACACAGAUACCAGGUGGAAGAAUAGCUGAAAUAUUUGGUGGGAAACUUGUAUAUGGAGUGGGAGUAUUAUUGACAGCUAUCUUCACAAUUUUGAGCCCCAUAGCAGCAUUUGUGGAUUUCAAAUUCUUCAUAGUUGUGCGAGUGUUGGAAGGGCUUGGUGAGGGAGUGACAUAUCCAGCCAUGAUGGCCAUGCUUGCAAGGUGGAUUCCACCCUUGGAGAGAUCUAAGUUUGCUGCUAUUGUGUAUGCAGGUUCAAACAUUGGCACAGUGAUAUCCUUACCAAUAUCAGGGUGGCUAUGCACAUUAGAACUUGGCGGCGGUUGGCCUCUUUGCUUUUACUUGUUUGGAGGUCUCGGUGUACUAUGGUUUAUCGCUUGGAUGUUUUUGAUAUAUGAUACGCCGCAGAAGCAUCCGCGAAUAUGUCCCAAGGAGGUGGAAUAUAUCACACAGACUAUUGGUCCGCAGGAUGACAAGCCAUCAAUGUCAAUACCAUGGUGCAAAUUCCUCACCUGCUUACCACUAUGGGCAAUAUUGAUAGCGCAGUGUGGCCAGUCAUGGCUGUUCUACACUCAACUAACUGAAUUACCAACGUAUAUGAACAAUAUACUGCACUUUGAUAUUGUGUCUAAUGCAAGACUAUCUGCUCUGCCAUACCUGACAGCUUGGAUUGCAGGCAUCAUUAUAAGUGUGUUCGCUGACUGGCUCUUGGCAAAAGGGUGGAUAUCUCGACUGAACAGUAUGAAACUGUGGAAUACAGUAGCGGCGUUUAUCCCAGCGUUCGGUUUGCUGGGCAUCGCGUGGGCGGGCUGUGACCGCAUUGCUGUGAUGUUAUUGCUCAGUAUUACGUCAGCGUUCGGAGGCGCUGUUUAUGCUGGUAACCAAAUGAACCACAUCGACUUAUCGCCGCAGUUCGCGGGCACGAUGUACGGGAUCACGAACGCCGCGAGCAACAUUUGCGGCUUCAUGGCGCCCUACGUGAUUGGACAGAUCAUUAGUUCCGAUCAGCAAACCCUGGGCCAGUGGCGCGAGGUGUUCUACUUAGCGGCGGCCAUUGAUCUUGGUGCCAAUCUGUUUUAUUUAUUCUUCGCUAGUACAGAGGAACAGGACUGGUCUCGGCCAGACAGCGACGACAUGACAGCAUCAGCUCCAGUGGAGAGUAUAUUGUUCCCCGAGUCUUAGGGGACAAUAUGCGCGCCUGCACAAUAUGAUACAGCGGUUUGAGUCGUCUCACAUUGCCAGAUGUUGUACGAUCAUUUGACAUUUCGAAUUUCGAAUUCGGUUUUUUUUUUAGUGUCAUUUUGACAUUUUAUUUAUUUUUUAUUUUUAUGCCAGUGAGCGAUGAAUUUUUGCCAGUGUGGAACUUUUUGGUCUGCUAUUUUAUGUAGAUGUUGUGUGUGACAUGUUUAGGGAUUUUAUGAAUGUUACUUGCAGCAGGUAAAUUCAAUAUACAAAUUUACUUUAACUAUAAUGGAUUGUCUUCCCAUCAAUUUCCAAAUUUUUAUUUUCAUAAGCAAUCUGAAAUAUGUAUCUUCUAUAAAAUAUUUAAAACAUUAAUUGUACGACAACUGGCAUUGACGACGUGUUUACGAAGUAUACGGUUGCAGUGCAGGCACGUUUUUAGAUAAAUAUUAUAGUAAUCAUAGUGAAAUAAAAGAAGUGAGCUUCUUGAAUUAUAACCAAUCAGGAAGCGGUAAAAUGAAAUAUGACAUUAUAUUAUCCAAUCAGUUGUUAGCUAUAUAGUGAACAGUGUUAUUUAAUCGUUUAUAAUAUGUAUUUUGUAUUAUGUAAUUAGUAAACAAUCCAUGGACUUAUAUCACUCACACAAAUUAUAUGAUUUUUAAUUAUAAUAAAAUUCUAUGCGUGAUGCGAGAAAUAGCGAGAGAUGAAUACGAAGUAUUUUUGGCAUGUUGUAAAACGAAAUAUAGUGAAGGUGCUAAAAAUGGUAUGAAUGAAUUUUAAAAUCAUUUAGAACAACAUAACAGUUAUAAAAUAUGUAUUUUGUAUUAAAAUUGUAUUUGGAACAUUUAUUUUAUUCAAAUUUAUUCUGUUAAUAAAUUAUAUUCAUAAACUGUAACAACUUUGAGCAGUACUUAAAAUCGAUUACCUAUACAUUAUGUUUUGGAUUUCUUUUUAACUUAACAUUAAUUGCAUUAUCAUAUAUUUUGUAUAUUAUUUACGCAAUACACAAUGUACGUUCCUAUUAAAAAUUUAUAAAAUCGAUUUAUUUUACACAACAGCUUGAAUUAUUAUAAUGAUUUGAAUUUAACCCUAUUGGGUGGGAAACAUACAGAUAUGUAGUUAAUAGAUAAUAUGAGCACGCUUUUUAUUAAAAUUAUUUACUCCCAGUUUCACAACUUCUGGUUAUGUUCCGUUUAGUAUCUAUUAGAUAACGUGACAAAUAAUGUAUGAGAAUACAAAAUAAUGUAUGAAAGUAUAGAGAAGAAUUGUUAAUAGGCUAUCAUCAGGGACUUUAUAAGCAAGAUGUGAAUCGGGCCCUUAAUUUUAAAAACCGCAAACACGUGGUGCUUUAAUACAAUAAUAGUGGCAUAGAUAACGCCACUGCCAAAGAUUUUGGAAGUAUUUUUUUCAACAGAUAUUCAUACGUGAAAAGGAUGUUUGGAAAACUUUUUAAAUUGUAAAAAUGGUUUAAAUAAAACGACUGUGAUGUAAGUGUAGCGAAUGUGGAUAUGAAAUGGUGUAAUUCUUAG
This is a messenger RNA of Colias croceus (clouded yellow), 3292 nucleotides long. RefSeq names its product sialin (gene MFS10). The transcript has 11 exons. The record is from RefSeq and is a predicted model, not a curated record. Gene Ontology annotation, biological process: monoatomic anion transport; transmembrane transport. NCBI's taxonomy places the organism in Eukaryota, Metazoa, Arthropoda, Insecta, Lepidoptera, Pieridae. The coding region runs from base 216 to 1763 and encodes 515 amino acids. Gene Ontology annotation, molecular function: transmembrane transporter activity.